UACAGUGAACCCCGAAUUCCAAAACGGUGAGUGAUGAAUAAGCAAAAAUAACCACAUUUUCCGUGUGUACCCCGCAUAUUUAAUUAAAUUCUUAUUUAAAUAGACCGUUAACGGUUGCGGCUUCUCUUAAUAUUUGACCACUCAUUAGUAAACGACUUUUUGCCUCUUUUACCACACCGUCGUUUCGCGCUCGCAGUUCCUCUUCCGCUCCAGCCCGUGUGACCGCCCCUUAAUUAACAUAGUGACAAUGUGAAAGCGCCCUCACACCUAGGGAAUUUCAUCCCGCUCCGCUAUCCCCCGAAAAUCAAUUGUCAAUCGAUGACGCAAACGUCAACAACAAUCUUUAUGGUCAACUAUGCGAUAAAAAAGCUGUAAAACAUGACGAGGCGGUGUUAGAAGGUGGCAAGCAGGAAACGGAAGUAGUAACCCUAUUAAACCGUUCCCGUUUAAUAAAACUCCCAUAAAAUGUGAACCAGUGAAAAACCGCGACAAAACAACCUCGUCAACAUGUUGCCAUGAGCAUAACCUGUCAAAAUGUUGGGCAAACGACAAAAAUUGAAAUACGAAGCGGUGGAAAGUGACGACGAGCCGUCGGACUUCGAGGAGAAGAAACGCGCCUUCUGCAACGGCCCCUGCUUCUGGUCGAGUCUGUUCACGAGUCUGUUGAUCGGGACGUACUAUGUACCUUCCAUAUGUUUGACUUUUUAUCAGCGAUGGCUGUUCCAGAGUUUUCAUUUUCCGUUGAUCACCGUUCUGAUACAUAUGGUCGUGAAGUUCCUCCUUGCCACUCUAAUUCGGACUGUGAUUGAACGCAAACAAGGUAAGCAGCGGAUUUUGUUGGAAUGGAAGGACUACCUUAUGGCGGUCGCACCCAUGGGGGUGUUCAGCGGCCUCGACAUUGGUUUCUCUAAUUGGGGACUUGAACUAAUCCAAGUCUCUUUGUACACAAUGACAAAAUCAACAACCGUUGUGUUUAUUUUAGGGUUUUCGAUGCUCUUCAAACUUGAGAAAAAGUCUUGGAGUUUAGCUUUUAUAGUCGGGAUGAUCACCAUUGGAUUAAUUUUGUUUACUUAUAAGGCGACGCAAUUCGACGUGCUGGGGUUCACGUUGCUAAUAAUAGCGUCAAUGUCUAGCGGAAUUAGGUGGACUUGUGUCCAGUUGUUGCUGCAGAAGUCCAAAAUGGGUAUGAAGAGUCCCAUUGACAUGAUUUUCCACAUGCAACCGUGGAUGAUUCUUUCUGUACUGCCAUUUGCUAUCUGGAUGGAGGGUCCAACUGUAAUAAAAAAUUGUCAAUUAAUCAGAACUACUGACACCACAGUAAUUUUCAAUACAGUUUUUAAAGUGCUGCUUGGGGCUUUCAUUGCGUUUUUUAUGGAAGUUUGUGAAGUAUUAGUUGUAGGGUACACUUCUAGCUUGACGUUGUCCAUAGCUGGAAUAGUUAAGGAGGUGUUUAUUCUAGUCUUAGCUGUAGAAUGGAACGGGGACCAAUUAUCACCCAUAAAUGUCAUAGGCUUGCUUAUUUGCCUUUCAGGGAUCACUUGCCACGUUUUACACAAGUUGCGCAACUCCUCGAAAAUGGUGGGGAGGGUGUACGAAGUUCAAAGCGAGCGACGCGAGCUGGGUGAGCAUUUAAUUAUAAACGAGGACAACCACUAUGACUUGUCAAGUGAAAACGACGAAAAAAGUGAUACACAGAUAUUGUUUGACAUUUUGCGUAGUCGCGACAGGUAGUCGUUAGGACUACUGGUUGACUGAAUUUUGAUGACUGUUAGACUUAAGUACUUAAAUUGUAUUAAAUGUAAGAAAUACGGACCAUAAGUGCAUUUAUGAAGUCCCGCUGCGUUUUAAACGUUUUUGUGCUUUGAGUAUUUCAUUAACGUGUGGAUAUUAUGUAUUGUAUUGAAGCUAACACUAGCAAAACCGGAUCGCUUUGUGUAACUAACGUAGAAAAAAUGGUGUGUGCAGCUUUCGGAAAAAGUGAGCACUUUUAUGUUAUGUAGGUUGACCAUGUUGGAAUUGCAAUCGCAAGGUUUUUUCAUAAAAAAUAACAACCGCAAAAAACCUUAAUAAUAGUUGUCCAGAACCGUGUUUGUAGGCCAAGUUUUACCGGUCGUUCUCAAAAGUUUUACCCUCAGUUCGUGCUUGUUUCAUUUAUUAUUAUUAUUAUUGAAUAAUUUGUAAUUUAAAUUUAAAAUUACAAGAGUUUUAUUGUUACUAA
Molecule: messenger RNA, 2218 nt
Organism: Zophobas morio
Lineage: Eukaryota; Metazoa; Arthropoda; Insecta; Coleoptera; Tenebrionidae
Product: solute carrier family 35 member C2
Exons: 6
Coding region: 535-1731 (398 amino acids)
Biological process (GO): UDP-glucose transmembrane transport
Cellular component (GO): cis-Golgi network; endoplasmic reticulum-Golgi intermediate compartment; Golgi apparatus
Molecular function (GO): antiporter activity
Source: RefSeq, a predicted model, not a curated record